This is a messenger RNA of Harpegnathos saltator (Jerdon's jumping ant), 4547 nucleotides long. Its product is annotated as glutamyl aminopeptidase. Gene Ontology annotation, biological process: peptide catabolic process; proteolysis. Gene Ontology annotation, cellular component: membrane; cytoplasm. NCBI's taxonomy places the organism in Eukaryota, Metazoa, Arthropoda, Insecta, Hymenoptera, Formicidae. The transcript is spliced from 16 exons. Gene Ontology annotation, molecular function: zinc ion binding; peptide binding; metalloaminopeptidase activity. The record is from RefSeq and is a predicted model, not a curated record. The coding region runs from base 1125 to 4040 and encodes 971 amino acids.
GCGCAGUUUCUCCCGGGUGAUCAAGCUCGAGAGUGAGCGAGAUCGACGUGUCGGCAUCGGGAUCGCGCGCGUCUCCGCGAGUCGCGGAAUUCGCCUCCGUUUUGCUUUGCGCUCGAUCUUAUCGCGCGACGGAGAAGCUCGUCGAUAAGGGAGCGUCGUAAAAAGUACACGAGGAAAAAGUCCCGCGCGUAUCUCGCGUCGAGCCGGAAAAAAUCGACGGAAUCGUUGGACUCUGAAAUCCGGAAAGCCAGGAGAGACGGGGGGAGGAGGGUCGUGAUGGAUCGCGCAUUAUCGCCGGGGAUCAACAAACACUCCCGAGAAGACCCCGCCGGCCGACAAGAUCGCGUCUUCGCCCUUCCGAUCGAUGCCGAGUGCAACGAUCGUUCUAAUUAAUAUCGCGUGGCGUCGUUAAAUCGUCUUUAUCGGCCACUCCAAAACAGACGUAGUCGUCGAAGUCGCGUCGUUCGUGUGCAAUUGGUGUGCAGCGAUCAUAUCGUUCGUAUAUCGAUAGUGAAGAAGUGAUACAUAUUAUCUCGUCUCAGGUAGCAGAAGCUCCCAAGGGAGAAGAAGAAAAGCGUCUCAAAAGGACUUGAAGAUCUUCCGCUGCCUAUUGCGAAGUUUUCGGGAGAAACCGAAAGAGAAAGACGGGAACAACAAUAGUUAGGGGAGAUACAAGAAAUCAUUUGAAAUUUCGAGUUUGCCCCGGCUGGCCAUUUUUGCAGGCGAGGUCGUGCCUGCAGGAAUCGCUCCAAGGUCCAAGAGGGUGAUACCUCGAGGUGCUCCUCGAGGUUGUCUCCUAUUUAUCGUUCACGACACGGAGUGUCUCGCGCAGCGAUUCUGCCGAGUCGGGGGUUUCGCGUUCAAGCUUCGAGCUAGACGUAACUUUGGCGGUGAAAUUGCGCAAAUCAGACCGCGAUCACCUUGAACGCGCUACAAGCGGCGUUAGAUCGCGCAGGACAAAAAGAGAAAGCCGAAGAGACAGAUCACUGUCGCAUAUAUUUGCGGAGCCGACGGAUGGCGAGGUUGGCGCGCUGCGUCCUGCAGGCAAGAUAACUCGACGUUUUGCAGACGCGCACACACACAGAGGGGAAGCAUUAAUUUGCAGUCCCGCGACGCUUCUCUCCAUGGGCGGCGGUAUAUUCGAAAGCCGGCCGAGAGGCGGCGCGCGUCGCGCUCUCGACGCGUCAACGUCUCUCCGGCACAACAGCGCCAUUUCCGCGCUUCUCUGCUUCACCUGCGGUGCCUGCUUCGUCUUGAGCCUGAUCUGCACGUGUCUGGCGACGUUGGUCGUGCUGUUGGACCAGACUGUCGAGGCGGCGAGUUAUCGACACGAUUCAAACAGACCAGAGGCAUUUACAGUGAUGGGCAGAGACACAGAGCCUGAUGUAAGUUUCCGGCUGCCAAAGGAAAUCAAGCCUGUACAUUAUGACCUUUUUCUACAUCCGAACCUUCAAGAGGGUACAUUUUCUGGCAAAGUGACUAUUCUCCUUGAUGUUCUUGAUCGGAGAAGGACUAUAGCCCUUCAUCAAAAGGACCUCGAUAUUAAGUCUGCAAACUUAACAACUUAUGAUCGAGAAGAGAACUUUGAGAUUAAACUCUCUUCCAUCAGUAAACCUUCAAAAUAUGAAAUCUUUGUGGUAUCUGCCGAGGAUGAGUUUAAUCCAGGAUUAUACAACUUAAACCUGGAGUUUGAUGGAAGUCUUCAAGAUAAAAUAGUUGGCUUCUAUUCCAGCAAGUACAAGGAUCCUCAAAAUAGAACCAGACACAUCGCUACUUCCAAGUUUGAACCAACCUAUGCUAGACAAGCUUUCCCAUGUUUCGACGAGCCCAAUUUUAAGGCAGAAUUUACAAUAAAGUUGGUUCAUCCCACAGGUGAUUGCUAUGGUGCCUUAUCCAAUAUGAACAUAGAAAGUACUCUAGUUAACCAACCAUCAUCCGGUCUGACAACGGUGAACUUUGCAAAGACCGUGCCUAUGUCAACGUACCUGGCAUGUUUCAUCAUCAGCGAUUUUGUGGCGGUAACCAAGACGGCGAAAGGCCUAAACGGUCGAGAAUUUCCGAUUAGUGUUUACACCACAAAAGCACAGAAGGAAAAAGGAUCAUUCGCCAUGGAUAUCGGCGUGAAAGCUAUUGAAUAUUACAUAAAUCUAUUUCAGAUAGAUUACCCAUUACCGAAACUUGAUAUGGCCGCUAUUCCUGACUUCGUAUCCGGCGCCAUGGAAAAUUGGGGCUUGGUGACUUACAGAGAAGCAAGGCUUCUUUACGAUAACGUCACUAGUUCCACCGCGACAAAACGCGAUAUCGUGAACGUAAUUUGUCACGAAUUCGCUCAUAUGUGGUUCGGAAAUCUUGUUACGUUAGCCUGGUGGAACGAUUUGUGGCUCAACGAGGGUUUUGCUACGUUCAUGUCGUUCAAAAGUGCCGAUACUUUUCUACCAGACUGGGGAUUUAUGGAACAAUUCCUUAUCAACGAAAUACAUUCCGUAUUCGUAACCGAUGCGAAGUUGAGUUCUCAUCCAAUAGUUCAGACCGUGAAGAAUCCAGACGAGAUAACAGCCAUCUUUGAUGAAAUAACUUAUCAAAAGGGAUCAUCCGUAAUUCGCAUGAUGGAGAACUUUAUCGGAUCUGAUAUCUUCUACGGAGCUAUCACUGCUUACCUGAACAAGUAUGCUUAUCAGAACGCAGAAACCGCAGAUCUCUUCAACAUUCUGCAAGAUGCAGUCGGAAGUAAGAUAAACGUGACCGAUAUUAUGAGUACUUGGACACGGCAGAAAGGCUUUCCUGUUAUCAAUGUGGGGAAAUCCGAAAACUCGUUCGUGCUAACUCAGAAACGGUUUCUGGCCGAUCCGGAUGCCGAAUCCGAUCCCUCGGAAUCGGAUUAUGGAUACAAGUGGACAGUACCCAUCACUUACAUUACAAACAAGAAAUCGCAACCUACUCUUAUAUGGUUCGAUAAGGAUGCAAGUGAACUGUUGAUCGAGCUCGAUGAGCCCACCGAAUGGAUCAAAUUAAACGUGGAUCAAGUCGGUUACUAUCGAGUUAAUUAUCGUCCGGAGGAAUGGGGAACGCUCCGUAAUCUGCUUCGGUACUCUCAUAAGAGAUUGUCGGUAUCAGACCGCACAAAUCUUUUGGAAGAUGCCUUUAGCUUAGCGGACGCUGGCGAACUGGAGUAUGGUACUGCAAUGGACAUAACCUUGUACCUUCCAGAGGAAAAUCAUUCCAUUCCAUGGGCGGUUGCGAAUUCGAAAUUGACAACAAUUGACACUUUAUUAUCUUCCACGAAUAUAUCAUCGAAAUUUAAGAAUUACGUGAGAGACCUCAUAGAUAGUACCUACCACGAUGUAAGUUGGGACGUCAGUGAUAACGAGGACAACGUGAUGCUGAGGCUGCGACCAACGGUGCUCGAGCUCGCUUGUACUGUGGGUCAUACGGAAUGCUUGGACGAAGUUGGCGAGAUCUUCAAGAAAUGGAUAAGCGACUCUAACGAUACGCGACCGCAUCCCGACACUCGUCAACUUAUUUACUACUACGGUAUGCAUCACGUUGGGGACGAAGCAGACUGGAAUAUCUUGUUCCAGCGAUUUGUCAACGAGGCUGAUUCCAGCGAAAAAUUGAAACUAAUGAUUGGAUUAGCAGGCAUACGGUCCAAUUGGAUCUUGAGCAAAUUUAUUACUACGGCUACCGAUGAGAAUUACGUACGUUCUCAAGACUUCUUCCGUUGUUUAAUCACGAUCUCCAAAAACCCUGUCGGCACGCCACUUGUGUGGGACUGGGUGCGCGCGAACUGGCAAUUUCUAGUGGACCGGUAUACGUUGAACGACCGGUACCUCGGCCGGCUCAUACCUGACAUCACAAAAUCCUUCGCCACAGAAACGAAACUGAACGAGAUGAAGGCCUUCUUCGAGAAGUAUCCCGAGGCUGGCGCUGGCGCAGCCAGUCGUGCGAAAGCUCUCGAGACCGUCUCGAACAAUAUUAAAUGGCUUGCUCGAAACAAAGAUAAACUCGGGGAUUGGCUGAACAAACACACACGUAGUAACUAAAUCCUAAUAGCGACCCGAUAUUGAACGUAUUGAACGAAAGCGCUAGAGUAUUUCUCGUUGCAGAAUUGAAGAGAGAAGUUUACCAAUUUCUAAAAUUUUUUCUCAAGGAAUACGCGAAGGUAAUUACCAUUUCUUUAUACUCGGACAUUUUAAUAAAUUGCGACAAAAAUAUAGAAAAUGGCCGUGACGGAUUGUGGCUUUGUCGCGACAAGUCGCGUGGCUUUAUUCUUCCGGUUUUAUAACCGUAUGAAUAAAAUCAUCAGAGAUCAAAAGAGCUGCAUUUUACACGUUAGACUACAUCGGAAGUUCGGUACGUUACAUGAUUAUACGUGUGUAAUAUGAUAUGACAAAGUAAUAUUAUAUAUUGAACAAGCGACAAUGUUGAACAUAAAGCCACCAGUCCGCAUUUUACACGAAUCGUUGCAUUUUCUUGUGACAUAUUUGCGAACAACUCUGUAUGUGUAUGUGUAUAUAUAUAUAUAUAUAUACACACACACAUACAGAGUU